AUGGCCUGCUGGCCGCCAGGCAAGCGCAUCCUGCAUCGUCUACGGCGCAGGUUGGCGGCAGGUGAAGCGACCAGCCUGCCUUCAGCUCAGACGAAUGAUGAGCUGCCAAAUGGAGCCAACAGAGUACGGGUACUGCAGGAAGGCUUUAUCAAGAUCCGACUGGUCACCUGGAAUAUGCAUGAAUCCUUGCCGUCUGGUGAUCUGACGGAUCUACUCGGCGUGCCAAACUUCAACGCCGAUAGUGAGUCGACUGUCCCCUCCUCCGCCAGCUCGACGAUUGCACCUAGCGAGCUGCCCAAAGUGUCCCAGUCUGAGCCACCGAGCUUCUCGCUCACAGACGGUCAUCCUUAUCAUCUCAUCGUCGUCGGCGCAGAAGAAUCACCGCCUGCAUCACAGCGUCGACUGAACAGCGUCAGCGAGUGGCGACAGCCAAGCUGGACCCAGAUACUCGUCUCUCACCUCACUCGUCACGAGAGCAGACGUAUGUCGACAAAUAGCGCAAGCAACAGCGUUAGACGUGACGACGAUUACGUGUUGGUUCGCAAAGAGCGCUUGCUCGGAAUCUAUAUUGCCGUCUUUGUCCUCAGAGCAUACGCACAUCUCGUCGAGGGGUCAGACUCCGAUACGAUUACGCUGGGCAAGUUUGGCGGUAGACUGCCCAAUAAGGGCGCUUGCGCAGUCUCGCUCAAACUAGCGGGCAUCAGACUCGUCUUUGUCAAUGCUCAUCUUGCCGCGCACACCGAGCACGUCAAGGAGCGUCUGCGAGAUAUCGCCAAGCUUCGAGCAGGCCUGAAACCUGACAUGCUCCUGCCAGAAAAAUCGAGCAGACCGAAAGACGUCCUUUCCUCAUUUGACGUGGCUUUCUUAUCGGGCGAUCUCAACUUUCGUCUCGAGCUCACACGUACGCACGCCGAUGGGCUCAUGGCCAUGCAAAGCUACGAACAGGCAUUGACUUUUGAUCAGCUCAACCGUGCGAUGAAGCGGAGGGCAACGCCUUUGCUAGGACUGCGAGAGCAUCCCAUCGACUUUCCGCCGUCUUACAAAUGGGACCUUCUCAAGCUCGAGCACAGUCGGGCGCGCAGAAAGGCGCACAGUCUCACAGGGGUUCAACACGAGCCAGAGCACCAUGUUCAGUCUGCAGUCGACAAUGUCCAUCUCUCGCCGCGGGCGGCGAUCCUUCGUCAGAAUUCGACGCCGCCGAUCAUCGGUGCUCGGCCUGCAUCCGCUGCUCUACCGGGUGCAACGCCGCCCGAAACACGACCGGAGCUGCCGCGCAGACCUAAAUCCACAGGCGAUCUCGUGACUGACAAUCCUCGCCUAGCACCUGAAGUUAAACAACAGGCCUGCUUUGACUCGUCAGAUAAGCAGCGUGUGCAGUCGUGGACAGAUCGGAUACUCUAUAGAUCGAUGAUGACACGUCAGCCUUUCUCGCCUUCCACAAAGCUGCGUUUGAGCACUUUGCUCGCUUUCAAAUCAAGCACGCCUACUUUUCAAGCCGAUCGCCAGCCUCGUCGAGCUCACAGUAUCGAUGCGCCGUCAAUCGUCCCAGACCCAGAGAAGUACGAGCCCGCUGAGCCAAUUGCUCGUAGCAGGGCACGAACAAAUAGUUUGCCAGGAGGCUGGUGGCGAGAGAUUGCACGUCACCGCGGCGGCUCUACGUCUCUGCCACCCAAGCAAGCCGCGCAGUCGUUGCGCGGCACGUUGACCUGCAUAAAUUACACGACCCUCAGCGACCUAAUGAAGCUAGAAGCUCUGUCCGAUCAUCAUCCGGUCAUACUCUCGACAGCCUUGCAUCUCUGA
Mixia osmundae IAM 14324 is the source of this 1800-nucleotide messenger RNA. RefSeq lists its product as uncharacterized. Bases 1 to 1800 code for a protein of 599 amino acids. The transcript is spliced from 2 exons. NCBI's taxonomy places the organism in Eukaryota, Fungi, Basidiomycota, Mixiomycetes, Mixiales, Mixiaceae. The record is from RefSeq and is a predicted model, not a curated record. Gene Ontology annotation, molecular function: phosphatidylinositol-4,5-bisphosphate 5-phosphatase activity. Gene Ontology annotation, biological process: phosphatidylinositol dephosphorylation.